AUGACGGUGACUGUUAUUUCAAGGUGUAUGACUCAGGCCCUGAGUAACCAGAACAAGAUCAGAGACAAGGGACAAUUAGAAGCACAAGGGAUACUGCAGGGGAAGAAGCAGACAACUGAGGAACUAAUUGAAAUUUUGGCAAUUUCAAGAAACCAGAAGCUUUCACAACCAGGAGAGGAGAGCCAGAUCCUGGAACUACUGAUUCAGAGAGAUGCAGAGUUUCAAGAGCUAAUGAAGUUGGCAGUUGAUCAGGGGAAAAUCCAUCAUGAAAUGCAGCUUUUAGAAAAGGUGGUAGAAAAGAGAGAUAAUGAUAUUCAGCAGCUGCAGAAACAACUAAAAGAAGCAGAGCACAUACUGGCAACAGCUGUUUAUCAAGCAAAAGAAAAACUGAAAUCAAUUGAAAAGGCAAGAAAAGGUGCCAUUUCCUCUGAAGAAAUAAUUAAAUAUGCCCAUAGGAUCAGUGCUAGCAAUGCUGUUUGUGCUCCUCUGACAUGGGUACCAGGGGACCCACGUAGACCAUAUCCUACAGAUUUAGAAAUGAGGAGUGGCCUCUUGGGUCAGAUGAACAACCCAUCCACCAAUGGAGUCAAUGGACACUUACCAGGGGAUGCGCUUGCAGCAGGCAGACUGCCAGAUGUGCUCGCUCCUCAGUAUCCUUGGCAAUCAAGUGAUAUGUCAAUGAACAUGCUACCUCCUAAUCAUAGUAAUGACUUUCUGUUGGAGCCUCCAGGACACAAUAAAGAAAAUGAAGAUGAUGUAGAGGUUAUGUCCACGGACUCCUCGAGCAGCAGCAGUGACUCAGACUAGGUACAAGAGGGACAGUAUCCUUAGUAAACCUUUUCUGUG
Molecule: messenger RNA, 846 nt
Organism: Chaetura pelagica (chimney swift)
Lineage: Eukaryota; Metazoa; Chordata; Aves; Apodiformes; Apodidae
Gene: MED4
Product: mediator complex subunit 4
Exons: 7
Coding region: 1-807 (268 amino acids)
Biological process (GO): regulation of transcription by RNA polymerase II
Cellular component (GO): core mediator complex; mediator complex
Molecular function (GO): transcription coregulator activity
Source: RefSeq, a predicted model, not a curated record